UUUCUUCCUGUGUAUAAAAUAAUAAAAUAAUACAUAUGUAUAUAUAGUCAUUAUUGUAAAUCUGGAUUAUCGCUAGUCUGGCCGCAGAUUUGACUGCAAGCCUGGCGAAAUCCUGCCAUUGGUACCUGUGUAGUAAUUAAAUUAUUGGUUGGAAAUCGUGAAAAUUGCCUUUUUCUGUAUAGCGACAUCUACAGGAGAAUUAUUGUGUGAGAAAUUUCAAAUUUUAACGGACUUCUUAAAUGUCGAGUAUGAGUGGAUUCAGUGGAUUAUAUUCUCCGCAAGCAGAUCAAAUUGGUCGUAUAAAAGAGUUCGUUGGCGUGAAGUUAUUUUCUCAUUAUCGUGCGCAUUAAUGAUUUAACUUGUACUUAGUUUAGUAAAUCUGUCAUGUAAUAAACUUGAGGAGAACUGUUUAAUCCGAUAAAAUACAGUGAUCAUUAGGAUUUCGAGACAGGUUGUAUGUGUUAUCGUUAGUCCUACAAUUAAAUAUCAAUUUUAAUUAUUUUUAAUCAUCGGUCAUCGCAAUGUCUCAUCUAAAAUAUAUGAAGGAGAUAAAUAAUUUAACUUGCAUGGACGAAAAUAUUAAAGGUCCACUUCCACGUUGGCAGAAAAAAUGCUUAGAAACAUCAAAUUCUAGCAUCAAUGCUAGUAUUAAUUCAUCGAGGAAAGCUACAAAUGCAUCAUUUGCAAGUAUUAAUAUGACAAAGACACCGUCAGCAAAGAAUGACAGUAGAAAUAAAAAGACACCUUGUAAAGGUUCUAAGAGAUCUCCAGCUAAAACACCCAGUGGUGGUGACAGAUUUAUACCUUCGAGAUCAACCACUAACUUUGAUCUUGGUUAUUACAAAAUUCAACAACACAAUACAGAAAAGGACGAGGAAAAAGCUGACAAUGUAAGCCCCUAUAAAAAAGAAAUGCAGCGGCUGAUAGGAGAAAAUUUACAUGGCGGUGAUUUUAAUCAAAUGAGAGUGUUGUCUUAUCAAAACAAAGCACCAGCUCCACCAGAAGGGUAUCUGAAUCCGUUACGCGUUGUAUACAGUCAAAGUAAAACGCCAGCAAGUGUAAAAGCUUCUACAAGAUACAUACCACAAGCUCCUGACAGAAUAUUGGAUGCCCCAGAAAUUGUUGAUGACUAUUAUUUAAACUUGAUCGAUUGGUCAGAGAGUAAUAUUCUAGCUGUAGCAUUAGGCCCUAAUGUAUAUUUAUGGAAUGCUGCGACAGGAACUAUAGAACAAUUGCUUGAGUUAGAAGGCAACGAUUACGUUUGCUCUGUUGCUUGGAUUCAAGAAGGCCCAUACUUAGCAGUAGGCACUACAGUGGGAAACACAGAAUUAUGGGAUUGUAGUCAAACGAAAAGAGUGCGUAUGAUGACUGGCCACGCUGCCCGAGUAGGAUCUCUUGCUUGGAAUUCGCAUAUACUGACAAGUGGAUGCAGAGCGGGGCAAAUAGUUCAUCACGAUGUUAGACAAAGGGAUCACUUAAUAACCGCGAUAAACGCACACACUCAAGAAGUCUGUGGUUUAAAGUGGUCACCCGAUGGGAAGUACUUAGCAAGUGGCGGUAAUGACAAUAUGUUACAAAUAUGGCCAUUAGUAUUGGGACAAGGGUAUGCACAGGCGCAACCGUUAUAUUCCUUGAAUCAACAUCAGGCUGCUGUGAAAGCUCUUGCAUGGUGCCCCUGGCAGAAUAAUAUUCUUGCGAGUGGAGGCGGCACAGCCGACAGGACCAUUCGAUUUUGGAAUUGUAAUACAGGUGCAUGCUUGAACACAGUUGAUACAAAAUCGCAAGUAUGCUCUCUGCUUUGGUCUACUACAUAUAAGGAAAUCGUAUCUGGACACGGGUAUGCUCAGAAUCAACUGAUAAUUUGGAAGUAUCCCGGAAUGACGAAGGUUGCUGAACUUACGGGUCACUCUAGCCGAGUUUUACAUUUAGCAAUGUCUCCGGAUGGCACUACAGUACUUAGUGCCGGAGCAGAUGAAACUUUAAGACUGUGGAAAUGCUUCCAGCCUGAUCCGCAUAAAAAGAAAGAAACAAGCGAAAUGAAAUCAGUUACCUCUAAGCUUAAGCAAUCGAUUCGAUGAUAUCUUUUUGUCGAUAGGUGCAGUAAACUUCAUUUUUAUAUUUAUUUUUUUAAUAGAACGUGCGACUAAAGACACCUUUUUAUAUACACGCUGAUUCGUGAUAUUUCGUUGGUUUCUCAUAGUAUUUAACUAAAUAUAAUACACUUGACACCACAAAGUACCAAGAAUUGUUUUUACAAAAAAUAGAUCUGAUUUGUACGUUAUUUUUUAUAAAACUGAUUGUAUACGUGA
Ceratina calcarata is the source of this 2309-nucleotide messenger RNA. Its product is annotated as cell division cycle 20 protein fzy. Gene Ontology annotation, biological process: positive regulation of ubiquitin protein ligase activity; anaphase-promoting complex-dependent catabolic process; positive regulation of anaphase-promoting complex-dependent catabolic process. The coding region runs from base 522 to 2078 and encodes 518 amino acids. Gene Ontology annotation, molecular function: anaphase-promoting complex binding; ubiquitin ligase activator activity; protein binding. The transcript is spliced from 7 exons. Gene Ontology annotation, cellular component: anaphase-promoting complex. The record is from RefSeq and is a predicted model, not a curated record. NCBI's taxonomy places the organism in Eukaryota, Metazoa, Arthropoda, Insecta, Hymenoptera, Apidae.